AAGCGGAACCUGAAAGCUUACCUCCCCCACCCGACCUAUUCCAGCAAUAUUAAUUCUUAAUUCAUUCGAUCCUAGCAGACAUCUCAGCUAGUUUCGCACUAGUUCAUCGGGCUCUCAGGUUUUUGAUCUGUUGCUUCGUAAUUGAGAGUGCGUUCGAAAGAUUCGAAAUUAACAUGGCUGCUGCAAAACCACAGUUGCGCGGUCUUCUGGCCACCAGCAUGAAAAAGCACGGGAUCAUGACUUUGAUAGUGGGUUUGGGCACGGCUUUUGCUUUUAAAUUUUUAUAUGCUGAUCCUAAGAAACAGAGAUACGCCGAUUUUUACAAGACAUACGAUGCGGAUAAAGCUUUUCAAGUAAUGAGGAAUGCUGGAUUGCUUCAAUCUGUUGGUCCUGAGUGAAGGAGUAUUUAUUUAAUGUAAAAUGUUUAGAUUCUAAUGGGCUGGACCCGCCGACAGUCUGCCCUACUGUACACUUAAAUAAAAUACCUUAAAUAAAA
Molecule: messenger RNA, 496 nt
Organism: Neodiprion fabricii
Lineage: Eukaryota; Metazoa; Arthropoda; Insecta; Hymenoptera; Diprionidae
Gene: Cox6c
Product: cytochrome c oxidase subunit 6C
Exons: 3
Coding region: 174-398 (74 amino acids)
Source: RefSeq, a predicted model, not a curated record